AUGGCCACCCUCGAACCUCCCAACCCUCCUCCAGCAGGACCGAGCCUUCGCAGUGACAGUGCUGCCCCCAGCUCCCGUCGCCAGGAGACCGACGACUCCGACAAAGCCGGACGAGUAUGGGCAAGGCAAGCGGAGGCAGACGCCUGGUCGCCCUGUAUCUUGACGCUCGAUGGUGGUGGCAUACGCGGCUAUUCCAGCCUGUUAAUCUUGAAAGAGCUCAUGCAUCAGAUAUGGCUGUGGGAGAAUGUGCUGGAGGAUGAAGAGCGAGCUGCACAUGUGGAGAGUGGACAGGCUGGCAUAUCGGAGGAACCGAAAGAAAUGGACCAGGCUGUGGGUGGUCAUGAUCUUGCCCCGGUCUUCUCACUUUCGAAUCACGACUCAUCCGUCAGCCCCGUCCAUAAUCAAGACGAUCACGACUCCGACGUCAGUCACAGGAACCGGGAAUCAUCACCCACAAACCUCUCAUCCAGGAAGAGUAUCAAAGAGGAAGAUUUGCUGCCAUGUCACUACUUUGACUUCAUGUACGGGACAUCAACAGGAGGACUGAUUGCCACCAUUCUAGGCCGGCUUCGAAUGACGGUCGAUGAAGGACUCGAGCUCUACCGGAAAGUCGGCGAUGAUCUAUUUGGCAGACGGCGGAGCAGCAUCCCCUUGCGCACCAAAUACUAUCACCAACCGCUGGAGCGUGCAGUGCGCGAAAUCGUAAGCAAGCGAUGCCUGGACCAUCCGAACUGCGACGGAAACGAUCUCCACCCCUGGGACGCCGACAAACUCGACGACAUCCUCAAACAAGACAUCCCCUUUGACGUCGACAAGCCCCGCGUCUGCCAGUCCUGCUGCCUGACCGCCACCCACGAUAAAAGCAUUUCCGAAGCCUACCUCCUCCGCUCCUACCCGCACUACUACUCCCCCGACGGACCCAACUGGACGACUCCCUACAACCAAGGCGCCCUCAAACUGCCCAUCUGGCAAUGUACGCGCGCCACCACCGCCGCCCCCUUCUACUUCGCCAUGGUGAAAGCGCACGUCGACGGCGAAUUCAAAGCCUUCAAAGACGGCGGCAUCCGCGAGAACAACCCGAGCGGCGCUGCGCUCAGCGAAUUCCACUCCCUCUACUACCGUCGCAACGAUACCCCAGCCCUCAUGCUCAGCAUCGGCACUGGACGCCCAGAUCAAAGCAAGGACGGCUUCGCAGGCGCCUGGGGUCCUGCUGGCCAUCUGCCGUUCGUCAGCAAAUUUCUCGAAAAGCGCGCCGUCAUCCGCAAUUUGCUCAUCAAAUACACCGAGGGCGAGAAGCAGCACUACCAGAUGCGCGAGUACGCGCACGGAGAACAUCACUGGUAUAAGAGGCUUAAUGUGUCGGACGGGCUGCAAAACAUGCCCUUGGACUCCUGGGAGCGCGGCGAGUGGCAGGGCCAGGCGAACGUGCCAGGCGGAGCCACACUGACGAAAAUGGAGGAUGCGACGGCCGCAUAUUUGGAGCGGGAGUACGAUCCGAUGGUUGAUACGUAUGCGCCGCCGAGUACCAUGUUGCGACAGACGGCGGAGAAGCUGGCGAGGCAGCGGCGAGCACGGGAGAAGGAGGGAGGGAUUAGAUGGGAGGCGUUUCUGGGCAAGCAUUUAUCGAGGCGGGUGGACGUGUUGGCGAAUGAUGAAGAUGUUGGGUGA
Molecule: messenger RNA, 1668 nt
Organism: Neohortaea acidophila
Lineage: Eukaryota; Fungi; Ascomycota; Dothideomycetes; Mycosphaerellales; Teratosphaeriaceae
Product: acyl transferase/acyl hydrolase/lysophospholipase
Exons: 1
Coding region: 1-1668 (555 amino acids)
Biological process (GO): arachidonate metabolic process
Cellular component (GO): membrane
Source: RefSeq, a predicted model, not a curated record